Molecule: messenger RNA, 2138 nt
Organism: Heterotrigona itama
Lineage: Eukaryota; Metazoa; Arthropoda; Insecta; Hymenoptera; Apidae
Source: the annotation of a GenBank genome assembly
AUGGCACGAGAAGAGGUUAAAAUGCAAUUUUUGAGUACGUAGAAGAAGACACGUUGCUUGUUGUGCUUGCAGGUAAUCCGAACGACAAGGUUCUGUUCGCAAGAUGUCGAUCGAUGCCAGGUCGCCUCGAGAGGCGACAUUCUCUGCGACUUUGGGGAUCGGCCAGACGCUUACACAGAAGCGGAAGUUCGCGGUCUCUGCCAAGAAGGCCAGAAAGAAGCGACACAUCGUCGAGCGCGGAAUACGCCAGCACCGACAGCGCGCCCCAUAGUCCAACCAGUGAGUUCAAUCGGGGAAGGGAUUGUUUUGAGAAAAUAGGCCUACUCUCGAGGCUGUUCCGGCGAAGCACACGGAGGAAGGGUGCCCCGUUAAUGGGCACGUUCAGCGCUCAGUAUCCUCCAACCGAGUGGUUCAAUCCACGUGUCGUUCACCUACACAGCGUAGCCACGCAAACGAGAGCUGCAAGUCCUUCGAUGAUGGAGGGUCUAGAUCAAUCGCAGGCCAGUUUCCAAGUAUGGGACGACUCGAGCUCGGUGCGAUCGGCCACGCUGCCCAGGCGACACCGACGCCAAGCGAGCGGCGAUUCCUCUAGUUUAUUGGCCAACUCGACGCCCAGGAGUUCCAGACGACAUCGAUCACCCUGUUCGACACUGCCCAGAUCAAAGUGCUCCAGUUUAAGCAGAUGCACGUCCAGAGCCUCUGUCCUGCCUGCGGCUAACAAUCAGGAGCCGUAUCAAAGUCGCAAUCAAACGCAAAACGGCAAAAACUCGGCCAACUCGUCACCGAGCAGAAGCGGCGGUAGUUCCGGGUCCGUUGGCACUGCAAACGCCAGCCCGGCGAAAACGGCCACGCUAGGCAGAUCCAGCACCAGACAGUCGAAUUCCAGGCGACCCAGUCACGAUUCCACCGGCAGUGGUACCAAGUCAAACGGAUCGCCUCAGCAUAAGGUUCUACAAAAGACAUCGUCCGGUCACUCGUCCCACUCCAGUGGAAAAUCCAUCUCGAGCGGUAAACUCUCGUCGUCGCCGUUGAAAGCGUCAACGUUGCCAGCGAAAUCCUCGCCGUUGAAAGUGGUGCAACAAGGAUCGUUGACGCCGCUUCAAGAGGCACAGAAUUCGAUAACACUGCAGGUGUCGACGAAUUUAACACCGGUGAGCCCGUCGCAGGAGCAACGAGCGAUACAGAACAGCGUGACACUGGCCUCGAACGCGACCAGCACGACGACCAUCUCCGGGUCACCCGGCACGAAGAUCUACGUGCAGCAGAACAACUCGCCCAUGAGAUCGGUGAUCACGUUCGAAAACGGCACGGUGAAGACCAAAGUGGCUGAGAAGGAAACCGACUGCAAGGAGAAACAGGAUCGGGAACUGAUCGGCGAGAAGCUGUACAAGAGUUGCAAGAUAGACGAAGAGAAGCUGUUCAAGUCGAGCAAGCUCCACGACGACGAGAAGCUGAACAAGUCGAGCAAGCUCGAACGUCCGUCCUCGCUCUACGCUUCCAAAGAAUCGAAACCGAGCCUCCUCUUGUCGGAAUCUGACAAAGAGAACAAGCCGAAAGUCGACGAGGAAUUGCCUAACAAACUGAAGCUGACGAAUCGCUUGAACAACAGCCAAGCACACCUGAUUGACGGAUCGACCAACAACAUAGACAAGAACGCUUUGGUAAACGAGCAUCCACCACCGACCACGUUAACCAGCAUGAAGAACACCAACGACGCGAUGAACAAUUCGAGGAAACUGAGUCUAUCCCUGUCGAAGGACGCUCUGAGCUACAGGAACCUUCUACGCCCCGGCUCGAAGAACAACAUCGCGUCGAAUCCACCGUCGCCCAGCAAAUCGUUCGACGGUUUCGGUGGCUCAUUCAACAACGUCUACAUAGAGAACCUCGAGGCCUCGAAGCAGCAGAGGGCGCCGCAAGGUUCCGAACCGAAUCUCGAGAAAACGGUCAGCCGAGGUGAUCUUUACUCGUACCCGAGCCUCAGCGACAUGCAAGUGCAAUUCACCAGCCUGGCGGCGCAAAAGAUCCUCAAGGGCUGCCCAAUUAACAGCGUCGACACGUUGGUCGAGGUCAACAUGGCGGCCGCGGAGAAGCCGAACAACUGCGACGUUACCGUUCACACCGACUUUGGACUCGUUUAA